Molecule: messenger RNA, 4023 nt
Organism: Anoplopoma fimbria (sablefish)
Lineage: Eukaryota; Metazoa; Chordata; Actinopteri; Perciformes; Anoplopomatidae
Gene: rabgap1l
Product: RAB GTPase activating protein 1-like
Exons: 26
Coding region: 161-3259 (1032 amino acids)
Source: RefSeq, a predicted model, not a curated record
CUUCUUAAACAUAUACGAUCUUCGCUGCAACUCCUCUGACAGCUAGCAAGUGAGCGACUCCCCUGCGCUCUAAACAAAGCUGGGCGGAGAAGACAGGACAGGGAAGGGGAGAGCUUUAACCCUGGUCUCCCCAGCCGACCCCUGAGUAAACUAGCCAGCCAUGGAUGACCGCUCCUCACUUGGAAAAGUCAGCAGCUCCACCGAGUCCGUCGCCACCGUCACCAGUGAGGAGUUUGUUCUGGUGCAGACUAGUGCUGCAGGGUCACCGCAAGGCUCUGAGGGGAAACCACGACUCAAGAUGUCUUGGAAUGGGAGUGAGCAGCUGGAGAAAGCUAUGGAGGAGGUGUUGGAUGAUGACGAUGAGGUGAAGGUGGAGAAGAGCAAUACGGAAAAGAUGGAGAAGAACACGGACCCAGAGAGCCGAGUCCUGGAGCCCCAAUCUGCAGAAAUAGAAACAUGUCCUGCACCAUCCAGCCCCACAGUGCUGGAGGAGGACAGUGUCCAGUUCAACAAGCUGUCCUACCUUGGCUGCACCUGGGUCAAAGCCCCUCGCAACGAGGCGGAGGCACAGAGGGCCAUGGUCACCCUACGUGCUGAAAGCGCCAUCCCCAUCCCCAUCACCCUGCACGUCCCCUGUGGACCAAACGGCUCCGUCAGGAUUGUGGAUCAGGCCUCUGGUACAGAGAUAGCAUCAUUUCCUAUCUACAAGGUGUUGUUCUGUGCUCGUGGAAAUGAGGGUUCGGUGGAAAGUGACUGUUUCUCCUUCACUGAGAGUUACCGGAGCUCUGAGGACUUCCAGAUUCACGUCUUCUCCUGCCACAUCAAAGAGGCUGUCAGUCGUAUCCUGUACAGUUUCUCCACAGCGUUUCGCCGUUCUUCACGUCCAGCAGACAUCAGGGAUACGGCGCUGUCCGGUCCGCCUGAUGGCGACCUCUACACCUUCACUGUCUCGUUGGAAAUAAAAGAGGAUGAUGGCAAAGGCAACUACAGUCCAGUGCCCAAGGACAGAGAUAAAUUCUACUUCAAGCUACGACAGAGCGUUCAGAAGAAGGUCGUGGUUUCAGUUCAGCAAAUGUGCAACAAGGAGCUGGGUAUCGAGAGGUGUUUUGGGAUGCUGCUGAGUCCUGGACAGAAAGUCUGCAACAGCGACAUGCAUCUACUAGACAUGGAGUCGAUGGGGAAGAGCUCUGAUGGGAAGGCCUAUGUGAUCACUGGAACAUGGAACCCCAACAUGGCGGCCUUCCAGCUGCUGAAUGAAGACACACCUAAAGAUAAGCAGGUGUACAUGACGGUGGCGGUGGACCUGGUUGUCACCGAGGUGGUGGAGCCAGUUCGCUUUCUGCUGGAGACUCUGGUCAGGGUAUAUCCAUCAAAUGAACGUUUCUGGUACUUCAGCCGCAAGACCUUCAGUGAGACCUUCUACCUCAAACUCAGACAGCAGGCACCAGAGAGGGUGGGUCAGAGCGAUGCUGUGUAUGAGGUGGUGAGUCUUCAGAGGGAGGCAGAGAGAAGCAAUGAAGGACGACUGGCCUCGCCCACUGAGGAAGAGGAGGCUGAUGAAGAUAGCGACAGUGAAAUCUCCAGUGGGACAGGAGACGUUUCCAAAGACUGUCCUGAGAAAAUCUUGGAGUCCUGGGGAGGAAUCCUCACCAGAUGGCAUGGGAACCUGUCCACUCGACCGAAGGGUUUGCCCUCGUUGGUUCGCAGCGGCAUUCCCGAGCCACUCAGAGCUGAAGUCUGGCAGCUGCUGGCUGGUUGCCACGACAACCACGACCUGCUUGAGCACUACCGCAUCCUCAUCACCAAGGACUCGGCUCAAGAAGGUGUCAUCACCCGGGACAUUCACCGCACCUUCCCUGCACAUGACUACUUCAAGGAUACUGACGGAGAUGGACAGGAUUCAUUGUACAAGAUCUGCAAGGCCUACUCUGUCUAUGAUGAAGAAAUUGGUUAUUGCCAGGGUCAGUCGUUCCUCGCUGCUGUUCUCCUGCUUCAUAUGCCAGAGGAACAGGCUUUCUGUGUGUUGGUAAAAAUCAUGUAUGACUACGGCCUCAGAGCUCUCUACAAAAACAACUUUGAGGAUCUUCACUGCAAGUUCUACCAGCUGGAGAGGCUGAUGCAGGAUCUGCUUCCAGACCUGUGGUCCCACUUCCAGAAGCUGAACCUGGAGGCACACAUGUACGCCUCCCAGUGGUUCCUCACCCUCUUCACUGCCAAGUUCCCCCUGUGCAUGGUUUUCCACAUCACUGACCUGCUGCUCUGUGAGGGUCUGAGCAUCAUCUUCAAUGUAGCACUGGCCCUGCUCAAGACGUCUAAAGAGGACCUCUUGCAGGCGGACUUUGAAGGGGCUCUCAAGUUCUUCAGAGUCCAGCUUCCAAAACGCUACAGAGCUGCGGAAAACGCCCGCAGGCUUAUGGAGCAGGCCUGCAACAUCAAGGUUCCAACGAAAAAGCUGAAGAAGUUUGAGAAAGAAUAUCAGACACUGAGAGAGAGUCAACUGCAGCAAGAAGACCCCAUCGACCGAUUCCAGAGGGAGAACCGUCGUCUUCAGGAGGCCAGUAUGAGACUGGAACAGGAGAAUGACGACUUGGCCCAUGAACUGGUCACCAGCAAGAUUGCCCUUCGGAACGACCUUGACCAGGCGGAAGACAAGGCCGAUGUUUUGAACAAAGAGCUGCUUAGCACCAAGCAACGUUUGGUGGAGACGGAGGAGGAGAAGAGACGGCAGGAGGAGGAGACAGCUCAGCUGAAGGAAGUGUUCAGGAGGGAGCUGGAAAAAGCAGAGCUGGAGAUCAAGAAAACCACAGCGAUCAUAACUGAAUACAAACAGAUCUGCUCCCAGCUGAGCACCAGGCUGGAAAAACAGCAGGCGGCAACAAAAGAAGAGCUGGACAUUGUCAGGAGUAAGGUAAUGGGCUGUGACCACUGUAGGGACCUGUUCACAACCCUGGGGUCCCUUCAGGCUUCGUCCCCUGGCAGAGACAAGACGUCCACCGAGCCGUUGGACGAGGAGAAGGAUGGACUGAAGGAGCAGCUGAGGCACCUGGAGCUGGAGCUGGCACAGACCAAACUGCAGCUGGUGGAGGCCAAGUGUCGCAUCCAGGAGCUGGAGCACCAGCGGGGAGUACUGAUGAAUGAGAUCCAGGCGGCCAAGAACUCGUGGUUCAGCAAGACUCUGGGCUCCCUGAAGAGCUCCAGCUCCUCUUCCUCCAGCUCCACAUCCCAGACCCCCUCUUCUCCAAAGGAGGGCCCUGCCUAGAGGACCCCUCCCUCCAUCUCUCAUUCCCCUGCAGGAUGCACAUUAGAGCUGAGGAACACAAGUUGAAGAAACAAGCAGCAGAGAAAUGCAGUAUUCCUUUUCCAGCCGCUGGCAUGGCGGAGCUCACAAGCUUCUUGGACUGCAUAUAGCAAAAGACAUGAGGAGGAAACAGGCGGAAGACUGGACCUUCCACCUGUCUUCCACUAGGUGUUUAUGUUUGAGUGAACUAAAAAAAUGUCUGUUUGCCCUCUCUGCUUCACUUGUAAUGUGACAGGAGACAGUGAAUUACAAGUGAGGCUUUCGACCACUGAACUCAAAGUUCAGUGUUGUUUUUUUAAUUUCAUUUUAAGUUCAGUCGUUGCAGACACUGUUUUGUUGAGAUUUAAUUAGUGGAAAACUGAAUUAACAUACGCAAUUGCUUCCAUCAUGCAGGUGAAUGAUUAAGCUCCACCUUGUGACCAGAUAAUGCUACUGCAGAGUUAUAGUCAUUUAAUCUGAAUGAUAUUAUGUUUUAGGUAGCAACAUUCAGUCUCACAAUUUGGACAAUAUUUCAAUGGUAGAGCUCCAGAUGCAGAGAUAUUAUAAGUUUGCCGCAUAUAAAUAUAGUGAUCUAUAUUAACUAUCUUUAUCGCAGAAAAGCCACAGAUCUCUGAAAAAGGAAUACUGCAUUCAGUCUUAAGACAAGAUCGACACAAAAAGUUGUAUUUCUUUAUAGUAAUAUAACGUAAACAAUGUUGUCAUAUAAAUAUGUAUAACUAAUUAUU